Vitrella brassicaformis is the source of this 2282-nucleotide messenger RNA. The record is from the annotation of a GenBank genome assembly. Lineage: Eukaryota; Vitrellaceae.
CGAUAGACGUUCAGGAGACACAACAACAGAAGCCCAUUCACGUGCUGCGGACACGAGCCAUGCUCACCAACACACAGGACCAUCUCCUCCCCUUCCCCAUCCCCGCGGCAAAAAAGGCGAGAAAUGUCACGUCAAACGAAGAGCGACAUUCAUGCAAUGUCUGUCUGCUGUCUGACCAUCUCUGCCUGUCUGUCGGCAGUGGUUGGUUGGGCGCGGACACUCACACACGUGGAACACUCACACAUGUCGAGCACACAUGUCUAUAAAAAUACGAGCCUUGUAAGGAAGGGUCAGAGUCAAGUCAGUUGUUGUGGAAGACCGUGUCAUAGAGGACGCCCUCGCCAGUCGUCACCGCCUUGCCCGACACCUGACAUGUCCACACACACGCGCACACACUCUUCAGUCCGUGCGUACAUUCAAAAGGACGGACGCACCGACCUUCAUGGCGACUUUCAUCGCCGAGCCCGAGAGGCCCGAUGGCCGCUUGGUGGGAAUGUCCGAGGCCACCACCGGCUCCAGGGAUGCCUCCACCUGACGACAAAGAGCCAACCAAGGGAGCGAGGGGUGGUGUGGUGUGUGGCUGUCUGUUUGUCGAUCGGACCUCUAGCAGGCUGAAUCUGGUCUUGCCCGCCACCUUGGACUCCCUGCGGUCCUCAGUGCCUGAUGGACGGAUGGAUGGAUGGGAGAUGGAGGGUGAAGGAGAGCAGAAGCAAGUAUUCGCACGUACCUCUUUCGAUUGAGUACUUGACGGUCUCCUGUCCGCCUGGCUCCCGGCCCGCGGCCUUCUUGUCGUUCUCCACCAUCUGCAGUAGAUACGCCGACAACGCCGGGAUACUCGAACCAACUGCAUCCACCAAUCAUACCACCAAACACACAUCCACACCUCUCCCCCGCCCAAGUCCGCCAACCCACCCACUCACCAGGAGGGUCUUCGUGAAUGCCCACGUCCAGGCCCAGCAGCCGCCCGUGGAAGGUGCUGCCCUCGAACUCGGUGUCGGUCGUUAUCAGCAGAAUCUGACACAAGGGAGAGACCAACCACGCUGCACUCACCUCCUCCCUCCCUCCCUCCCUCCCUCCCUCCCUCCGUCACUGACCUCGUCAGCAUUGCAGUCGCGGUCCUCCCACAGCUUUCUGUUCAGCUCGGCCUUGCGCACGGCGGCGUAGCUCUUGACGGGCACAAUCAGGUAGGGCAGCCCGAUCUCCUUGGGGUACACCGCUCGGGCGUACAGCUUGACAUCCAUCCGCUCACCCUUGACGCUCAGCCCGACCGUCGGCGGCUUCGUGUCGGUCUCGACGUCAUCAAGGGCCAACCCCAGCGUGGCAGCCAUUGUGGUGGGGAAGGGCACCCCCGUGUCGACUCGGCACUCGGUGGCGUAGCCCCACCUACACCACCCUGGUGCCCCGUUGAGCAGCUCGCUGCUCACGGAUAUCGGCCCCACUGGCUGGGUGAUGGUGAAGUCGACGCGUCCUGUCUUGUUGGGAGGCAGCUUGGACGCCAUGUGGGCGAGGUCGGCGCCGGGCCCGACCAGCGUGUGGAUGGCAGCGAUGGUGGGGUGGCCUGGGGGAGGGGAGGGGCACACAGGUGAGAUCAGAUCAGAUGAGAUGAGAUGCGAUCAGGUGGGAUGGAGCGGCCAUUCGUCUGUUCAUCCAGGUUCACCUCCGAACGUGAGCUCCUUCAAGGGCGUCCAGAUCCUCACUCUCGUAUUGGCGCCGUCGGUCCCUGGCAAGCAGAACACGGUCUCGGUGCCGAACUCCCGAGCAAUCGCCUGCAACCAAGGACGGACCCACGUGUGAUGUGUGUGAGCCACCACCACUAUCUCUAUCUCUAUCUCUCUCCCUCUUCCCCUGCGCACCUGCAUUUUGUCGUCAGAGAUGCCCUCUGCGUCCGGGAGCACGACAAUCUGUGCGCCCGAGAGGGGCUUGGACGUGAACACAUCCUGCAGAGAGAGAGGGCCAUGGGAACCCAGAGCACAUCAUAUGAUGCACAUUGUGGUGCUACAACGGUGGACAAGGAUCACCCAGAGGGGCUGCUGCCGUCCAUCCAUCCAUUCAUCCGUACCACGAAGAAGUACUUGCGGUUGGAGGCCAUGAUGCUGUCGGUUUCGGGCAUUGAUGGCCACCUGGCGAUGCGAAAGUCGACGACGGCGAUGGAUGGAGGGAUCAGUGGCCGAAGAUCUGUGCUUGGAACAUUGGCAGGGCCUUUCUGUCUGCAGAUCUGUGUCAAAGAAGCCUCAAAGUGGCAGGGGAGCGAUCGUCGAGACGGCGCAGUCCUUCUCGUGCUG